This is a messenger RNA of Aspergillus calidoustus, 711 nucleotides long. Lineage: Eukaryota; Fungi; Ascomycota; Eurotiomycetes; Eurotiales; Aspergillaceae. The record is from the annotation of a GenBank genome assembly.
AUGGAAACCGUCCUCGUCAUCGGCGCAACAGGCAACAUUGGCGUCUCCGCCGUGAAAGGUGCCCUAAACUCCGGACGAAACGUUCUCGCUGUCGUCCGCAACCAGGCUUCGGCUGAUAAGCUCGUUCGGCAUAUCGGAUCGGAUGAGGGGAUCACCUUUGUCGAGGCGAGCGUUACCGCCGACGAUGGGGUACAGGGUGUUGUGGAUAGAGUCCGGGCAGGCGAAUUGCCGGGGUUUCAGCAUGUUUAUUCAUGUGUCGGCGGCGAGUACAUCACUCUCCCGAUGACGGACAUCACAACCGAACGGCUGCGCGCCAAUAUGACCGCCAUGUUCGAGGCUGCGUUCUUCGCCUACCGCGCCACCCUCCCCUACCUCUUAUCCCAACAAAACCCCACAACAUGGACCCUCUGUACAGGCGCGCAGGGCGACAUCGGCACGCACGCUCUUCCAGCCAUGUCUCAAGGCGCCCUCUUCUCCUUCGCGACAGCCGCCUGUCGCGAGACCGCCGAGACGAAUGUGCGCUUCAACGAGGUAUACCUCGCGCUACGGGUUGAGGUGGAUGAGGAUGCAAAGGCGCAUGGGGUGACGAGUGCGUCGGAGUUUGCGGGUGUGUACGAGGCAGUUCUGGGCAGGGAGGAAAUUCGCAGUUCGAGGGUUUGGGUCGAGAAGGUGGAGGAUUUGAGAAACGUUAGGUUUACGAGGAAGUUCUGA